AUGGAAAAGUCAAAAGUGGUAAUCCUUGCUGUCGGGUCUUUCAAUCCGCCAACUUUCGGUCAUUUGCGCAUGUUGGAGGAUGCCAAAAACUCGUUGGAAUUAUCUGGAAAAGAAGUGGUGGAGGGAAUUUUGAGUCCAGUCAGUGAUGCGUAUGGAAAAUCGACGUUGAUUGGAUCUAAUCACAGACUUGCCAUGACUGAAGCAGCAGUGAAGAGUUCUGAUUGGUUGCGCGCUGACGGUUGGGAAUGCUCCCAGCCCGUGUGGACCACUACUCUGAACGUGCUCAAACAUCAUCAGCAAGAAGUCAAGAUCCGCCUUGGACCCGACGUUGAGGUACUUCUUAUUGUUGGCGGUGACGUGGUGGAAACGUUCGACAAGUACAACGCUGAUGGAUCGUUGGUUUGGAAUCUGGAGGAUGUUCAGGAGAUUGUGUCGAUUGGAUUGGUUGUGCAGCCAAGACCAGGGUCGGAUCCGGAAGAGACAUUGAAGAAUUUGGAUUUCUUGGGAUGGACUCAAAACGUUAACGUCAUUGCUUCCAAUGUCAUCAGUUCCACCAGCCUCCGUGCCGCUAUCAAAGAGCACCGCUCUAUCAAAUACACCACUCCGGAUGAAGUCAUUACCUACAUUAAGGAGCACAACCUCUAUGAGUAA
Messenger RNA from Caenorhabditis briggsae, 651 nucleotides. The transcript is spliced from 5 exons. The coding region runs from base 1 to 651 and encodes 216 amino acids. The record is from RefSeq and is a predicted model, not a curated record. Lineage: Eukaryota; Metazoa; Nematoda; Chromadorea; Rhabditida; Rhabditidae. Gene Ontology annotation, molecular function: nicotinate-nucleotide adenylyltransferase activity; nicotinamide-nucleotide adenylyltransferase activity. Gene Ontology annotation, biological process: NAD+ biosynthetic process.